AUGUUUUUGUUCGGAUCCGACAAAAUAUUUUGUUCAAUUACACUUCUGUGCACUACUGGCAAAACAAAAUAUCGUAUCUGUUCGCUUAUCAUCCCUUCUACAACCAGUAAGUUGAUCUGUUCAUUGUUCCAAAUUUGUUUCUAUGCUCUUCCAUUUCUCGUUUCGUUUCUAUAG
Messenger RNA from Vavraia culicis subsp. floridensis, 174 nucleotides. RefSeq lists its product as uncharacterized. Bases 1 to 174 code for a protein of 57 amino acids. The record is from RefSeq and is a predicted model, not a curated record. The transcript has a single exon. NCBI's taxonomy places the organism in Eukaryota, Fungi, Microsporidia, Pleistophoridae.